AUGACCAGGUCUAAUAUAAAUGAUUUUAUUGUGAUCAUCAGAGGUCUUGCCGUUAAAUGCUACCUGUGCAGCUGGAGUCCUAACGACCAGAACAACCAAACCGAUUCCUGUACCGAGGAAAACUUUAAUCCUAAUGCUGUCUACAGUGUCGAGUGCAGCCAUGGUUGUGAGGCUUUUUUUCAGUGGGACUCUAACGGAGUUUUGGAGCAUUCAAGACGAAAUUGUAUGCAAAAUGGAGUCGAAGAAAGAAAUUCGUGUGUGAACGAAACCAAACCAGCGUGGACCAUGUACCGCUGCACUUGCGACACUGAUUUUUGCAACACUGCAGCAGCAAGACAUCCGUCAACAGUAUUUUAUGCUUUCGUCAUUGUAAUCUUUUGGAGAGUUAUUACCAUUUAAUUAUUCAUCACAGCCAGUCGCUUUGGAUAUUGGCAUGGUCCGAGUAACUACUGCUAACCUAUAAUUUUCAAACGCUGGCGUUAUUGACCAAUAUGACAUCUGGUGUACUGAUUCCAUCUGUCGUGUAACAUGUUUGCUGUCUUUUAGAUAACAAGUCAUAUUUUACAUAAUAUUGAACAAAAGAAAAUCUGCCAUUUCUAACUUUUCUACUAGUCUCGUUUUUGCGCGAUUGAAAGUAUUUUAUAACAAUUAAUUAACCAUUUAGCACUAUUGGACAGAUGACGCUAGUGCUGUAAAAGCAAUCUAUAUAUUGCCUUACCUAAAGUUGAAUUAAUAAUAUUAAUAUACGUGUCUAAGUAUUGACGCUUUUUUGCUUUAUAUAACGAGCUGUGUGAUAAGCCUAAUUCAAGUUUUCAACUGUGGCCUUUAAAAAAAAAAAUAACACGGUGAAGUACACAUAUUAAAACGGUUAGAAAUUUGGCAUUUAUAUAACCUAAAAAUAACGGGCUAUUAUUUGUUUGACUAUUAAAAUACAUAUUUAUUAGGUAUAAUACUAUGAAAAAUUAGUUCUUUUUUUUGCACUUUCAUUCAGGAAUUAAUGGCUGCUUUCUGGAAACAACUUACAAAAAUAUUUCGAAGAGCAUUAGAGUUUACUCAAAUGACAGUCGGUGGUUAUUGUUAAUAAAUAUAUCUGUGAUAAUUUCAGACCUUAAAAGAAAACCAUAUGGUAUGAGAAACAAAUUACUUUCAUUGUGUUUAUAGUAUAUAAGGUGUUAUAUUUAUAAACACACAUUAAAAUAUAAUUUGGUCGUCACGUUCACGGUUGCUAUUUUAGAAAAACUGGUCUCUAAAUAGGUUUGUUU
This is a messenger RNA of Limulus polyphemus (Atlantic horseshoe crab), 1262 nucleotides long. RefSeq lists its product as uncharacterized. The record is from RefSeq and is a predicted model, not a curated record. Gene Ontology annotation, biological process: sleep; regulation of synaptic transmission, cholinergic; positive regulation of voltage-gated potassium channel activity. The coding region runs from base 1 to 399 and encodes 132 amino acids. The transcript is spliced from 3 exons. Lineage: Eukaryota; Metazoa; Arthropoda; Merostomata; Xiphosura; Limulidae.